GAUUCUGAUAACAUUUACGUAGAAGUUGUGGAAGGAUAUAUGUGAACAUAGAGUGAGCAGCUUAUAGAAUAUAUAUAUAUAUAUAUAUAUAUAUAUAUAUAUAUAUAUAUAUAUAUUUAUUUAUUUAUACACCGAAAAAUCUUGGUAUUUCAAGUCAAAACCUCUUGAAAAAUGAUAGAGAAGAAUCUGUUUUUCAGUUUAAUGGUGCUAUGCAUGAUUGCAUGUUUAGAGAGAGUCAACAGUAAAAAUAUUUUAUACAUGGCAUGGCCUAGUUACAGUCAUGUAAAUCCAAUGAUUUCUAUAGCAAAUGAAUUAUCAAAGUAUGGCCAUAAUAACUAUUUUAUACUAAAUAAAAAACUCACGAAAACUUUCCAAAAGGAAAAGAACAUAAAUAUGCUUCCAAUGGAUGAGAUCCCAGAAAUUGAAGAAAUUCGAAGUGGUGUAAAAAAACAAGAAAAAAAAAAAGUAUUCAUGAUGAAAACGGCCCUAACUUUAUUCCCUAUUGUGUGCGAGAGAUUUUUAACGAAUGAAAAAUGGAUUGAAAUGUUGAGAGCAGUGAAUGCUAGUUUAGCUGUUAUUAAUGGAGUAUUUAUGACAAAUUGUCUUACAAUAAUUGCUUAUGAAUUGUCAAUUCCGUUUGUUCUGACAGGAUCUGAGAUACUUCCUAGUCUUCAUCGUAUUCCAUGGAAUCCCAGUGUUUUUCCAAGCAGCUUCCUCUCAUUCCCCGAUAAAAUGACAUAUUCAGAAAAGUUAAUAAGUACUUUGGUUGCUAUUGUAGACUACACUAUUCCUCCUAUUGCAGCACCUACACACAGCGUCAAAACAUAUGCGAAAGACAAACCUGAUAUUUCAUUCUUAGAUUUGCUACAUCAGGCACAAUUUUAUCUUAUUGAAAAAGAUGUACUUCUAGAUUAUCCGCUGCCCCAACUUCCAAAUGUAAGAUAUGUUGGUGGCCUGGCAGCAAAACAAUCAUUGCUUUUGAAGGGAGAGUUAGUGAAAUUCGUAAAUGCUUCCACGAAUGGAAUAGUUGUGGUGUCAUUUGGCAGUAAUGUCAAUGAUUUCCCUGCUGUUCAAUUAGAGAAACUACAAAGUGCAUUGAAACAAAUAAAAUAUGAUGUUGUGUGGAGACAGAAGAAAACAUCAUUUUCCCAUAAGAAUAUUUAUAUUAGUGAUUGGGUACCACAAAAUGAUUUGCUUGGCCAUCCUAAAACUAAAUUAUUUGUUACUCAUUGUGGAAAUAGCGGUCAGUUUGAAGCUUUGUUCCAUGGUGUACCAAUGCUAGGAAUACCUUUAUUUGCAGACCAAUUUUAUAACUCUCGCAGAAUGACCGAGAAAGGUUAUGGUUUGUCUCUAGAUAUAGAGAACUUUACUCCGGAGGAAUUAAUAAAGAAAAUAGAUGAACUGAUUGACAAUAAAACAUAUUCUGAAAAAAUUAAAAGAGCUAGUGAAAUAUUCCACUCCCGACCCGAAUAUCCGGCAAAGAAAUCAGCCCGCCAUAUUGAUCACAUCUUGAAAUACGGUGGAGAAUAUCUAAAAUCUCCAUGUCAAGAGAGUCGAUUGUAUGAAUUUUUAAUGAUCGAUGUAUUAGUUCCUAUAUUUGCUGCAAUAUUAUUUUUGAUAUAUUUAAUAUAUCUAAGUGUGAAAAAAUGUUUAUCGUUUUGUUGCAAGAAAAAAACGAAGACUGACUAAAAUAAUUUCUUUGAUAAUUUCAAACAAUGUAAAUAAAUCAUGGCAGCUUUUUGGUCUAUGUAAAUGAAGGUUAAACACAUUUAAUUUUAAAAAUCAAUUGAAGUUUGGAAAUUUUCUGUAGAUAUAUUUAUGUGGUGUAGAUUUUAAAGAUUUACGUCAUAUAGUUUAUUGUAUUUUCUUUUAGCUUGAAACAUUUUAUAGAAUAUCCGUAUUAAACAUAAACAUCUUCACUGAAAACAACACGUGUUAAAUUACAGGGCCAUUAUUUUUCUUAUAAUCAAAAGAUGUUUAAUCUGUUCUGUUUAUCAUAAUUUCUAAUAAAUUGCUUAUUCAUUUUGUAAUAAAUAUAUUCAUUUUAAGCAUU
Molecule: messenger RNA, 2053 nt
Organism: Octopus bimaculoides (California two-spot octopus)
Lineage: Eukaryota; Metazoa; Mollusca; Cephalopoda; Octopoda; Octopodidae
Product: UDP-glucuronosyltransferase 1A5
Molecular function (GO): UDP-glycosyltransferase activity
Source: RefSeq, a predicted model, not a curated record